AUCUCUGCUCCCACUCCAGCUCCUACCCCUACCCCUAACCCUUUAUAUACUCCUCACUCACUCCUUCCAGUCUCCUGAAAAAAAACCCAUCUCUCUCUAUCUAGCUAUGGCUUCCAACACCGGAGCUGACGAGCGUGACCAGAACAAGCCGGUAACCGGUUACCCAUCUCAGGCUGGCCAAGUUGCCACCGGGUACCCCAGGGCGUCUCCGCUCGUCGACUCCGCCUACUUCUACUCCCCUCCGCCACCUUCCCCCUACUUCGCCGCCGUCGUCAGCCCCGCUUCCUUCUACCCCCCCCUCCGCCGCUCCAACUCCUCCUUCCUCCUCCUCCUCCGCCUCCUAUCCGCUAUGCUCUUCGUUUUCCUCCUCAUCGGAACUAUCUUCUUCAUCUCCUGGUCCGUCGUCCGCCCCCGCCUCCCUGAGUUCCGCGUCUCCUCCGCCUUCGCCUCCCCCCUCAACGCCACCUCCUCCGACCUCUCCGCCACCCUCGACCUCUCCAUCGUCGUCGCCAACCCUAACACCAAGUUCUGCAUCCUUUACGAUCGAAUUGAAGCCUCUGUGUUCUACAGAGACGGGUUCUUAGUUUCGCAAUCCAAAUUGGCUCCUUUUCACCAGGCGAAAUUGAAUCAAACCCUAGUUUCUGCUCGUAUGGCUAUUGUUGGAGCCAAUGUGGGGAACAAUGUGGUCAAGGAGAUUUUGGAAGAUGAGAGGAAUGGUACCGUGAGUUUUGGGGUUAGGGUUUUGGCUGUGGUUAGGUUUCGAAGUGGUGGUUGGCUUACCAGAAAGCGUCUCAUGAGGGUUUACUGCUACGAUGUCGAAAUUGGGCAUUCGGCUAGUGCUGGUGAUGGGUCGGGGUCUCUCUUGACUCCAUCUAAAGAAUGUGAGAAUGAACCAUGUUCAACAAGAUCAAGUGUUGAAGCUAGAGUAAAUAAUACAAGCAUGCAAGAUGGAAUCCUACCUAUGAUUUUACAGCUGGAUGGCAUGGAUCUCAUGAUAGGCUUUCUGGUAGGUAGUUGCUCCUGUCAAGUUUCACCUGCUUACGGUGUACAUGUCGAUGCUUACAUUGAGGGAAUUAAUUUGACUGAGUGAAAGCAUUCUUGGCCUCAUCUUCCUCACCUCGUAUAUCAUGUCAGCCCCUUAGCUCUAGGGCACAAUUCUGGAACAACUUAAAAGCAAGGAGCUGCUAUGCCACAUUUGGUUGCAACAAUGGUUCAGAUGUAGCUUUGAAGAACAAUCCUUCACCUCUACUCAUUGUGAUGACUUAUUGUCUCGAGGUAGCACUGUUUCUUGGGUCAGAUACUUCCAUAUUGAUUCCACGGAUAGUUUUCUUUCAUUUUCCAUGCCUUUCUUUUCACAACCUCAUCUUUUCAUAUUGGAGUUUUCUCUAUCCUCUGCAGUGGUGCUGGAGAGAACUUCCCUCCAAUCAUGGCCAUUAAUUACAGUUUGACCCCAAUAUUUCUUACUAUCUUCACAAAGUUCAAAAUUCUUUUAUAUUUUUUUGAAAACAAAUAUUUGUCCGUACCUU
This is a messenger RNA of Camellia sinensis, 1526 nucleotides long. RefSeq names its product NDR1/HIN1-like protein 10. Lineage: Eukaryota; Viridiplantae; Streptophyta; Magnoliopsida; Ericales; Theaceae. Gene Ontology annotation, biological process: defense response to other organism. Gene Ontology annotation, cellular component: plasma membrane. The record is from RefSeq and is a predicted model, not a curated record.